AUGUUACUUUUAUCCAUAAUUCUACUUUUUAUAUGCAUUGGUCUCACGAUCUAUUUUCUUUUUCUACUGCGACAACGUUAUCAAUAUUUCAGUCAACGUGGAAUUCCUACACCACCAUUCCGUUUCUUCUUUGGUCAUCUUCAAACCUUGUGGAAUAGUGCAUCUUUUCAUCGUCAACUUGAAAGCUGGACAAAACAAUAUGGGAAGAUCUAUGGAAUUUAUCAAGGAACUGUUCCUACGUUUGUUGUUAGUGAUCCUGAUUUUCUUCAAGAAGUCUUCAUAAAACAAUUUCCCGUUUUUCAAGGACGCCACGAGAUUUCCGUGCGUAAGCCUAAUGAUGUCGCUUCUUCAUCUGGUGCAAAAUGGCGUCGACAUCGACAUAUAAUAAAUCCAACAUUCUCUGCAGCCAAACUAAAAAUGAUGAGUCCACUUAUCAAUGGAUGCAUUAGUAAUCUUAUGGAAAAAUUAGCUGAUCAUGCAACAAACAACAGUCAAUUCAAUAUCUAUGUAUACUAUAAGCGAAUGACAAUGGAUGUCAUAUGCCGAUGUGCAUUUGGACUCGAUACCGAUUUACAAAAUAAUCCAAAUAAUAUAUAUUUCAAGAAAGUGGAAGAGAUUUUUACUACUAACUUUAGGGCACAUAUUGUUUUCAAAUUUGCUCAACUUGCACCUGGAAUGAGAAAUAUUAUUGGAAAAAUCUUUCUUGGUAUGAACAAGGCGCGAGCGUUUAUUAAUAUACAUAUUUUACCUUUGAUAUCAACGAAACAGUUACAUGAAAUACCAGGUCCGUGGCUCGUCAGUCGUCUACACCCAAUUAUCGAGCAACGACAGCAGAUGCCUACUUCACGAGUCGAUGUUCUGCAACUAAUGUUACAAGCGAUAACUGAAGAGAAAAUUAAUGAUGACGUAUCGAACAACAGCAAGGCAAACUAUCGGCUAACUCGAGAAGAAAUUAUCAGCAACAUCCUUAUCUUCAUGGCAGCAGGAUAUGAAACAACAUCAACUGCUUUGGCCUGUGCAACAUACGAGCUAGCUAGACAUCCAGAAGUUCUUGAAAAACUUCAGAGUGAAAUCGAUCAGCUUCCAUUGGGUAACGAUGAGACAUCUGACGAAGAAGCAAAAACUUAUCCCGACUAUGAUAUAGUCGCUCAGAUGCCCUAUAUGGACAAGUUCGUUUCUGAGAUCUUGAGAAUGUAUCCCAUUGCAAAUGUAGCUAUUCAAAGAUGUGCCUCUGAAGAUACAAUCGUACAAGGAAUUAAAAUUGAAAAAGGUACGGUAGUGUAUGCUGAUGUAUAUUCAGUCCAUUACGAUCGUGAACUUUGGGGUCCUGAAGACCCUUAUGUAUUCUUUCCGGAACGUCAUGAUAUCAAACGACAUCCAAUGGCUUAUCUAGCGUUUGGAGCAGGACCACGGCAUUGUAUUGGCAUGCGCUUUGCAUUAAUCGAGAUGAAAAUUUUACUAGUACGACUACUUCGCGAGUAUUCAAUUCUACCCGGUGACCAUCUCGAAAGCAAAUUUAACAUUCGUGAACGAUCAGUCAUCGCACCAGAAGAAGUUUGGGUGAAACUAGUAAAAAGAACUGCUUGA
Adineta steineri is the source of this 1587-nucleotide messenger RNA. NCBI's taxonomy places the organism in Eukaryota, Metazoa, Rotifera, Eurotatoria, Adinetida, Adinetidae. The record is from the annotation of a GenBank genome assembly.